GUUCCUUCUCUACCUUCUCUGCCCGAGUCUCCUUUAAAACCCCAUUUAGUGAGAGAAGCUUUCCUCAGAAGCUAGAGAGAGAAACAAAAUCAACAGAGUAGAGAGAGAGAGAGAGCUUCGAUCGACAAUGGCGUCUAGGGUUUGUAUUUCCUUUCUCAUUUGCAUUCUCUUUGUUUCAUCGUUGAAUGUGAUUUCAGCUGAGGAGACUGAAUCGAAAGAAUCCGAAAAGGAGUUCGUUCUCACUUUGGAUCAGUCUAACUUUUCCGACACUAUCAGUAAGAGCAAAUUCAUCGUCGUCGAGUUCUACGCUCCAUGGUGUGGACACUGUAAGAAGCUUGCUCCAGAGUAUGAGAAAGCUGCUUCUAUUUUGAGCAGCCAUGAUCCAUCAGUUGUUUUGGCUAAAAUUGAUUGUACUGAGGAAGCGAACAAAGAAGUCGCUUCUGAACAUGACAUCAAGGGUUUCCCCACACUUAAGAUUUUUAGGAAUGGUGGUAAGAAUGUUCAGGAAUACAAGGGACCACGUGAAGCUGAUGGUAUUGUUGAAUAUUUGAAGAAACAAAGUGGCCCUGCUUCUGCUGAAAUUAAGACUGUAGAAGAUGCCAGUGGUAUCAUUGACGACAAGAAGAUAGUCAUUGUUGGAGUGUUCCCCAAAUUUUCCGGUGAGGAGUUUGAGAAUUUCAUGGCUGUAGCCGACAAAUUGCGUGCAGACUAUGAGUUUGCUCAUACUACAGACGCCAAGCUCGUCCCACGUGGUGAAUCAUCAGUCACUGGGCCUUUGGUUAGACUUUUGAAGCCAUUUGACGAACUUUUUGUUGAUUCUAAGGAAUUCAAUGUUGAUGCUUUGGAGAAAUUUAUUGAAGAGUCUAGUGUGCCAGUUGUGACCGAGUUCAACAAAGACCCUAACAAUCACCCUUUUGUUAUCAAAUUCUUUAACAGCCCCAACGCAAAGGCAAUGUUGUUUUUGAACUUCACCAGCGAGGUGGCUGAUGCUUUCAGAGCAAAGUAUCGUGAUGUUGCUGAGAAAUACAAAACAGAAGGUUUAAGUUUUCUAUUGGGAGACGUUGAGGCCAGCGAAGGUGCCUUCCAGUAUUUUGGACUUAGGGAGGAUCAAGUGCCCCUAAUUGUUGUCCAGACCAAUGACGGCCAAAAGUUUUUGAAGGCAAAUUUGGAGCCUGAGCAUAUCGCAACAUGGGUGAAGGAUUACAAGGAAGGCAAUGUUUCACCAUACAAGAAGUCUGAACCAAUCCCUGAGCAAAACAACGAACCUGUUAAAGUGGUCGUUGCGAACACCCUUCAGGACUUUGUUUUCAAAUCUGACAAAAACAUCCUCCUAGAGUUUUAUGCUCCAUGGUGCGGACACUGCAAACAACUUGCUCCUAUCUUGGACGAAAUUGCUACCUCAUACGAAAGUGAUUCUGAAAUUGUUAUCGCAAAGCUUGAUGCUACAGCAAAUGAUCUCCCAAGUGAUACUUUCGAUAUCAAGGGAUACCCCACUCUAUAUUUCAAGUCAGCAAGCGGGAAAAUCUCUCAAUACGAGGAGGACAGGACUAAGGAAGCCAUCAUUGCUUUCAUCGAGAAGAAUCGGGACAAGGCUGAGAAGCAAGCUGAAAAGCAAGAAGAAGCAGCAGGAUCAAAAGAUGAGCUCUAAAUAUGCAAUGGCGGCCGUGUACUAUACAACAAUGUGAAAAGCCUAGCGACUAUUUAAGGUACUUGGCGGCUAACAGUGGUAGCAACAAAGAAAAUGCCUUUGCUUCCUCUCUUUUUCGAUUUUCAUACUUUCGGUUAGUUCUGUUUUUCGGUUUCCUUGAAUAAAUUAUGGAGAGGAGGGUUCUGGCAUUUGUAGAGAGCUUAAAAGAAUUUCAAGAAUAGCUUAUAGCUUUAAUUAUCUUGUACAAGUUUUGUUAUUUGUAGAAACCUUUUUAAUUUAGAAACGAUUUUAAGUUAUGUUUUCAGUGCCA
Messenger RNA from Cannabis sativa, 1958 nucleotides. RefSeq names its product protein disulfide-isomerase. The transcript is spliced from 11 exons. The record is from RefSeq and is a predicted model, not a curated record. Bases 128 to 1648 code for a protein of 506 amino acids. NCBI's taxonomy places the organism in Eukaryota, Viridiplantae, Streptophyta, Magnoliopsida, Rosales, Cannabaceae. Gene Ontology annotation, biological process: protein folding; response to endoplasmic reticulum stress. Gene Ontology annotation, molecular function: protein disulfide isomerase activity. Gene Ontology annotation, cellular component: endoplasmic reticulum.